Molecule: messenger RNA, 1839 nt
Organism: Raphanus sativus (radish)
Lineage: Eukaryota; Viridiplantae; Streptophyta; Magnoliopsida; Brassicales; Brassicaceae
Product: pentatricopeptide repeat-containing protein At3g29290
Exons: 2
Coding region: 210-1769 (519 amino acids)
Molecular function (GO): protein binding
Source: RefSeq, a predicted model, not a curated record
AGAACAAGCUUCUGUAGUUUGGUGCCAUGCCUGUUUGUUCUUCUCUUACAUAGCUUCUCUUCUUUGAUUAAGCUAAAGUCUAAGGUUUGUUUGCUUAGACUCGAAGUGGGUAUUCCAAAUCGUCGCCAAAGCUCUCAACUUUUUUGAAGAAUAGGAAGUUGAUUUUGAUUGCUGCGUUUUUGCUUGUUAAUUAACUGUGUCUCAUAGUCAUGGGAGAUGUCUGGUUAAGUCCUGUCUCCAUCACUGCUUCAUCUAAUCAGUUGAACUGUAAAUGUUAUUCCGUUAAGAAGAGCACUUGUGUCUGGAGAAGUCGUCACUCUCUAGACUUUGCAUUGACCAUGAAGCUGAAACCAAGGCAUGUAGUCUAUAGUAGUAGUAGUGUAAAAGUAAAGUCUUUUUCAUUAGAAACAACGAGAAUGAGUUUUCUAGAGAAGCCUGAAGCGGUCAGGAAGAGUAGGAUACAUUUUCUAGAGGAGAGGGACGAAGAGAUGUUAUCAAAGAGACUUCUCAAACUCAGCAGGUCGGAUAAACUCAGAAGCGCAUCAGAGCUGUUCGAUUCCAUGAGAGUCUCGAGUUUACAACCCAACCCUCACGCCUGCAACUCUUUCCUCUCCUGCCUCCUGAGGAACGGAGACCUCCAGAGAGUCUUCACCGUCUUUGAGUUCAUGAGGACUAAAGAGAACCUCACAGGGCACACUUAUAGCUUGCUGUUGAAAGCUGUGUCCGAAGCUAAAGGAUGUGAUUCCGCGCUGAGGAUGUUCAGAGAGAUAGAGAACGAUCCGAACCAGAAGCGUUACUUCGAUGUGGUUCUAUACAACACAGUGAUCUCUCUCUGUGGAAGGGUGAACAACGUGUGUGAGACAGAGAGGGUAUGGAGAGUUAUGAGUAGCGAUGGUCUAGUUGGAACAGAGGUUACGUAUUCUCUUCUUGUCAGCAUCUUUGUUCGGUGUGGGAGAAGCGAGCUAGCGCUUGAUGCGUACGACGAGAUGAUCAACAACAAGAUAACUCCUAGAGAGGAUGCAAUGCACGCGUUGGUAAGCGCAGCCACGAAGGAAGAUCAGUGGAGCUUGGCGUUAAAGAUCUUUCAAAGCAUGUCAAAGCCUAACCUCGUAGCGUGCAACGCUCUGAUGAACUCGCUAGGAAAGGCGGGGAGAGUGGGUUUGGUGUUUAAGGUUUACAGCGUUGCAAAGUCUCUAGGGCAUAGACCUGACGAGUACACGUGGAACGCUCUGCUCACGGGGUUGUACAAAGCGAACAGAUACGAAGAUGUUCUUCGGUUGUUUGAUACGGUGAGAAGCGAGAGACUGUGUUGUCUGAAUGGGUAUUUGUAUGAUACAGCGUUGAUGUCUUGCCAGAAGCUUGGUUCGUGGGAGAAAGCUGUGAAGCUUUUGUAUGAGAUGGAAGGUUCGGGGUUGGUUGUUUCGACUUCAUCUUAUAAUCUGGUGAUAAGCGCUUGCGAGAAGUCAAGGCAGUCUAAAGUUGCGCUGCGUGUGUAUGAGCAUAUGGUUGGGAGGGAGUGUAAGGCUGACACGUUUACGUAUCUCUCGCUUAUGAGGAGUUGCAUUUGGGGUUCUCUUUGGGAUGAGGUUAAAGAUAUCUUAAAGAAAGUGGAACCUGAUGUGUCGCUUUACAACGCAGCUAUACAUGGGAUGUGUUUAAGACGUGAGUUCAAGUUUGCAAAGGAGCUGUAUUUGGAGAUGAGAGAGAUGGGUUUGGAACCGGAUGGUAAAACUCGAGCUAUGAUGCUACAAAUCUUGAAGAGACAUUAAAAGUGUAAAGUGUUGAUGCUUUUGUCUACACAUAUACUUGUUGUUAAUAAUGGUUAGUAAUCAUCAUUAA